AUGGCCUUAUAUCUCGGUCGCCAAGAGCGCUUCGAGCUCGCAGAAGCUCAAUGUGGUUUUAUGCCACUCAUCAUGCUGGCUUCUUUGUUUCGGAACUCUUCAGCUAGCGAUACGUAUGGUACUAUAUCACGGAACGUCAGCAAGCUACUUGAAAUCCAUCCACUACUUACAGCAAGUGUCGCUGAUAGACUAACGCGAAAGCCACGAUGGCAGGCGAACGAUUUGCCAUUAGAACUCCACUCGGUUGUUCAUCUCGAAGAUACGAGGACUUGGGACUUAGAGGAUGUCAUGAACAAUGAGGAAGAUUGGGGUCUAUCGUUAGAUCUGGAUCGAGGACCUCUUUGGAGGAUCGGUAUCUAUAACACGACUGGUUCCACAGGUUGCUUUGUCACCUUGACGCUUUCCCACGUACUCAUGGAUGGAAGUGGAGCUCUCAAAUUCUUGAAGCUCCUCCUCCUCGGUCCUGAGUUGGAUGCCAACGAUACAAGAGCUGAGUCUUUAUGGCCACGCGCUGAGGACACUAUGGAUAUGUGUCCAACCUAUAUGGAGGCAGCACGUGCGAUUGGACAGGAAAUUCUGAUCAAUUCGUUGCCUGCUUGCUUUCAUGGACCAUUCCGAAAACCGUCGUUCUGGCCUACGGCGGAAAUGCUUGACAAACGCCCAACGGACUGCCGGAUCCGUAGACACCGGCUCGAUUUUGGCAGCUCUGGACAUACGAUUGUCGCUGGCUUGAAAAGCUUUGGCAAGUUCUCCGGCGCUGGUUCGAUGCAAAGCCUUAUCCAUACGGCUUGCUUGACGGCCCUGCUCUCAGCAACCUCCGACACUGAGUAUCGAGAGCCUCCGCCAACGCGUAUCACUACAGAGACGCCAAUCGCACUUCGCGCUGGACAGCUUGGUCACCCGCCAUUAGUUGGCAACUAUACCGCACUAGCCGACUUCGCAGCAGAUAUCGAAAAACUCAAAACUCAGACAAUCCAUCAGACCACGUCAGAAUAUCAUUCAUACAUACAUUCGACGGUUGGCAAAGAAGCAGCGAAACGGCGAGCGGGCAUGCUUGGAUUGAUACCUGACAUACCGUAUCCCGGCACGCCAUCGUUUGUCGUCCAAGGUUCAAAAGUUACUCCAUGUCCGACAGGUUUCGAGACGUUCUUAACUCAGCAGGGUGCGUCGAUUGUGCCCUACCGCAGCUCCUUUGCUCUAUCAAAUCUUGGCUUGCUAGAAUUAGACGAAGGACCGCAAGAGGUGAAGAACAAAUUACAGGGGUUGUGGUUUUCGCAAUCGCCCAUGCCUUGGGGUGUGGCUUUUUACGUCGAUGUAGUUGGCUGCUCUGUCCAGAAUCUUCAUGACCAUGAGUUUCACACUGAACUUGGCAUCGUGUUAUCGUGGUUAGAUGGAGCUAUCAACAACGAGUUAGCGGAGAUGUUUGGGCGAGUACUGUUGGUGCAGAUUGAAAAGCUUGCUAGGGCUGGCAACACCGGUAUAGAUGCUGUGACCCUUAUCAAGGACACCACAUUGCAGGAUCUGGCUCGCCAGUGCGGUGACCCCUACAACUGA
Messenger RNA from Alternaria burnsii, 1554 nucleotides. RefSeq lists its product as uncharacterized. The coding region runs from base 1 to 1554 and encodes 517 amino acids. Lineage: Eukaryota; Fungi; Ascomycota; Dothideomycetes; Pleosporales; Pleosporaceae. The record is from RefSeq and is a predicted model, not a curated record. The transcript has a single exon.